GCCAUACACCACCAUGCCGGCCAUACGCGGACAGGACUCGAAGAAAAAGACGCGCCGCCAUACCCGCGACCUCGACCAGAUCCACGCCGACCUGCGCGACGAAAAGCACCUCGCCGCCUUCAAGAAUGAGAAGCCCGUAGAGGACCUGCCCGGCCUGGGCCAGCACUACUGCAAGGAAUGCGCAAAGUUUUUCGAGAGCGACGCCAACCUCGGUGCGCAUCAGAAGGGCAAGGUGCACAAGCGGAGGGUCAAGCAAUUGCGCGAAGAACCAUACUCGCAAAAAGAAGCAGAGGCUGCCGUGGGCCUCACCACCAACAACGGAACCCGCACAACCGCUCCGGCAGCCCCCAUGGAGGUCGACCACGUCGCAUCAGCUUGACCAUCGUUGCAUUUGGCUUGCCGUGGAAACGGGCGAGGUUGAAGCACGCAGGUGGUGGUGGUGGUGGUGGUGACGGUGAUGGUAUACCAGCGAUAAAAUGUCAGGAUACCAGGCAGAUGGGAUGCAUUGCACGGCGUU
Bipolaris maydis ATCC 48331 is the source of this 517-nucleotide messenger RNA. RefSeq lists its product as uncharacterized. The record is from RefSeq and is a predicted model, not a curated record. Lineage: Eukaryota; Fungi; Ascomycota; Dothideomycetes; Pleosporales; Pleosporaceae. Gene Ontology annotation, molecular function: zinc ion binding; nucleic acid binding.